Messenger RNA from Fopius arisanus, 979 nucleotides. Its product is annotated as sodium channel protein Nach-like. The record is from RefSeq and is a predicted model, not a curated record. NCBI's taxonomy places the organism in Eukaryota, Metazoa, Arthropoda, Insecta, Hymenoptera, Braconidae. Gene Ontology annotation, cellular component: plasma membrane. Gene Ontology annotation, molecular function: ligand-gated sodium channel activity. The annotation marks the transcript as partial. The transcript is spliced from 5 exons. Gene Ontology annotation, biological process: sodium ion transmembrane transport.
ACACUGCAUUCGAGGAGGAUGAAAGCACUGCAAGAAAAAUGAGGAGAGAAGAGGCUCACGAAAUGUUUGUGAGAUAUCUCGGUGAAGGAUAUGAUAUUACCGAAAUUAUGAAAUCAGUUGAGGGCACAUCCAAAGAUCAGAAUAAAAUUAAUCGAACAUUUAUACACCUUGAUAUCCUUGCAGUUGACUCCAAAAUGUACAGACGUUUUAUUAUCCUGCACAUACAAAUCGAUUUUGAUGAAUUGCUCGGAGCUGUUGGCAUUCAGAAAAACUCAGAAUGGUUUCUGCUGCACUUUCAAUUAUGCACGAGAAGCAGACGAUAUACCCAGUUCAGCUGAUACGAAUGACUACGUUAAGAUACGUUCAAAAAAGAUAGGCAUCCCCGGUGUAGCCAAUGGUUUGACAGUGAUACUUGAACCAUUCGUGGAAGACUAUCUCUUUCCAUUUCUACCAACGACCGGAUGGAUGAUAACUAUAUUCAAUCCUGGAGAUUAUCCAGAUAAUACGAGUGGAGGUGUAUCAGAGGCAAUAGUUGCCCCAUCAUCUGAGAGUUUUUUAGAACUCGAUGUUAGUUCUUUCUACAGUGAAAAUGAAAUUCGAUCAGUCUCAGCUAAUCGUCGAAAGUGUAUGUUCACUGAUGAAUCUAGUGAUAUGCAAACGGGAUACACUUAUAGUGAUUGUAUAGUUGAUUGUCGAGCUACAGCUAUUUGGAAAGCGUGCAAUUGUCGGCCUUUCUUCCUGCCAAGACGUGGUAACGAUGAAUAUUCCCGGAAGGUUUGUAACACAGAGGAUGAGCCAUGCCUUCGAGCCCACAAAAGUGCCUGGUGGUCUGUUUUACCACACACUCCCGAUGCUGAGGAAUCCUCGAGUUACGAUAAGGCGAUUGGCGAUGGAAAUGAGUUUCUGAAGUGUACAAAUUGUUAUCCCGCGUGUACAGACACUCACUAUUAUCUGCAAAUGCAAGCAACUCCACUCGAGC